Mycosarcoma maydis (corn smut) is the source of this 3981-nucleotide messenger RNA. RefSeq lists its product as uncharacterized. The transcript has a single exon. Bases 1 to 3981 code for a protein of 1326 amino acids. Gene Ontology annotation, biological process: intracellular protein transport; activation of GTPase activity. The record is from RefSeq and is a predicted model, not a curated record. NCBI's taxonomy places the organism in Eukaryota, Fungi, Basidiomycota, Ustilaginomycetes, Ustilaginales. Gene Ontology annotation, molecular function: GTPase activator activity.
AUGAGCUCAUCCCAGGCUCGCAGCCGCAAUCCAGCUGCUGCUGAUGCUACUGCCAAUCGAGAUCGCUCGCUCCAUCAGCUUCUCGAUCCCAAUGACUUGCUUCCUGGCCAUACCACUGCGGAUCUGUACAGCUUGCGUCACUUUAUCCUUCGAGGCGGUCUUCCAGAUUCACCCAGCUGGCUUCGAGCUCAGGCCUGGAAGGUGCUGCUCGGCUACCUGCCUCCAGAAAAGAAGGAGUGGUCCUCUACUCUUGCAAAGAGGCGUAAGGAAUACUACCAGUUCCUCAACGAUCUUUCUCCUCCUGCGGGCCCAUCUGAUCGACCUCUUCACGCCAGCCAGCUAACCAACAACGAUUGUCUUCUCGAUCAGAUCUACAAGGACCUGGUCCGCUCGCGCAAGAAUGGCUUUGCUUUUUAUCAAGCUUCACCUCAACCGAGUGCAUCAUGUCCCAUCGUACCGCUUCCUGAUACCGACAUGACGCAACAACACUCGACUGCCAUUCCCGUUGAGCGACUCGAUUCAUGCGACAAUCUUUUGCAUCGACUUGCGGCUAUCAGCCAUGAAUACGCACAGCAGCUCUCCCUCGAGCGCAUCGCCGCGAAAGGCUCGUCAAGUGGCUCACGGUACUCUCCAACUCGGAUCCUACAUGUGCAGACCUCCACCGAUCUCGCAGGUCCAAAUGCUGCAUCGCACGUCAUUGACGAACCUAUCAAAAGCCCCCCUAUCCUGCUUUCCCCUCCAUCUCCCAGUGGCAUGUCGCGCGAGUCUUCACACCACUCUUUUGUAUCUGCAAGCGAUGCACUGGAAACCGAAAAAAGCCUGCCACUUGAGCACGUUGUCCCAGCAUCAGCACACACGCAGGCUGCGCUCGCCGCUGACCAGCAUUCGCCUAAAUCGCACGUCCCCCCCACAGGCAUCCCUACUUCACGCAAUUGGCAUUCCCUUUUACGCAUUCUCUACCUCUUUGCCCUUCUUAAUCCUAGUAUCGGCUAUGUGCAAGGCAUGAACGAGGCUCUCUUCACCUUGCUAUACGUCUUUGGCUCUGCACAAUACCCACACACAGUCGAUGACGCCAUCACGCCUAGCAACUCGCAGCAGGAAAUCGUGACAAGCACCCACGGCACGGCCUACCGACCGUGGGACAACCAAGUUGAUCUAGCCAACCACACCACCCAUGCAGAGGCCGACGCAUUCUGGUGCUUCUCAGCGUUGAUAGCCGAAAUGCGAGAAUUGUACGACUUUGACCGGGUCGAUCAACAGAUUCGAGGUACCGCGCCUCUGCCGCACCAUUCGCAUUCCGGUAUGGCAGGCGCUCUUCGACGCUUCAGUCUCCGCAUCAAGUGGCUCGAUCCACCAUUGUGGCGUGAUCUGCAAACGGCCUCUCUCGAUCCGCGUCUCCCGUACUAUUCGUUACGCUGGCUCGCUUGUCUCCUCAGCACCGAGCUCUCCCUUCCGUCCGUGCUGCGAAUCUGGGACGCUUUGCUGGCCGAGCAACAGUCAGCUGGCAUCCCAGGCUCGGCCAAAAUCGAAUUUCUCAUCGAUGUUUGCGCGUCCAUGAUUCUGCAUAUCAAACAGCAUCUGCCCAGCAGCAAGUCCAAUACCGAUCUCGAGUCUGCAGGCUUCUCUGAAGGCAUGCGAGUGCUUCAAGAAUAUCCCGAAGACGACAUCAACCCCGUAGUAGAGGCAGCAACUCUCACACGACAACGACGCCUCGCCGCCGAUCUCACUGGCGAGGGGCCACCGGACGACUCUGAUGAGGACGAAGCAUCGAAUCCUGGCUUAGCGGCUGUCAAAGCGAGAGCUGCGCAGGCCUGGCGCGACUGGACUGGCCCAAGACAGGACGUUGCGCCUCUGCCAACCCGCGCCACCGUGCCUGCCCAUACCGCAGUGCCAACCACAAAAGGCGGUUGGCUUGUCUCCAGGGCCAGACCACGGCCAAGCCAGGAUUCCACCGAGGAGGCCGAUCUUUCCGUGUCCAGCAGCGCCGACGCAGCUGCCAGCAACGUCUCGACACCUUCAAAGAGCACUUUCGGUGGUUUUCUGGCCAAGUACGCAGAAGCGGUCCAGAGUAGCGAUGUUGCAGCCAAUUUCUCGAAAGCUAGCACCAAUCUAACGGCCAAAGCGAUGGCCUUUGCGGACCGCAACAGCCGAGAAUCGAACCCUGAGACAUUGGCGUCGCCUUACAGCAAUCAAGGCUACGGCUCAAUGCGUCGCAGAUUCCCCAUUGACACGAAAGGCGCAGGGAGCGGCGGCUCUAAUGCUCGCUUCGUUUCUUUGGGUUCAGUCGGAGCCGGCCUGUUCACCAGAUCGAGGAGGAACUUCAGCGAGAGCGGCGGUGCCCAUCCGAUGGCAUGGGGAUCACCACACUCGCCCGAUAUGGCACGUUGGUCGCGAGACACGAUGCCUGACUUUCCUUUGCCUAAUGUCGCCGACGACCCAGCAGGUCGCGUGGAAUACAUCGACACUUUUGGCAAGCGGAUCAGCAUGGCACCGAAUGGCAGACGCGGCACCUCGCCCUCUUCCUCGACUGCAGGAGACGACAGCAUCGAGCGACAGGGCAGCGAGUCCGGCGCGAGCGGCUUGCCGCUUCCCAGCAUGAGGGCAGCCGCUCGCAUGGGCAUCCUCCCGUCCCGGUUCCGUGAAGAGUCUGCCAGCCCUAGCAGCCGCUCAGCUGGGCCUAAACCGCUGCUCCUAUCUCGGUCUGCGCGUCCUCCUCGCGAAGGCAGCAACAGCCCAAACUCGUUGGCGGUCGACGAACCGUCUCGCAAGAUCUCCUCGGGACCCAUGGCGCACAGCAUGAGCCGUGGCAGCAGUCACCAGGACGGUCGAAGUAGCGUAGCUGGUAGCCGUCGAUCUUCGCGUUCCACAUCGGUCGCCGACAGUCGACGAAACUCGAUGGUCGAUUUUGGUGACAGCAUGCCUGGACUUCUAGAGCCAGGAGCAUUGCCACCUUUGCCGAGCUUGACGGCUCACAGCGCGGCAGCGGGCGUGAACGGUGAUUCGACGCACACUAGCGCUACGUCUGCACGAACGUUGGUAGGCGGCGUCGCUGGACUGCAGGGUUCAGGGGCGAAAGAAGGCACUGUUUCUGCGGGCGCGUUUGCGAGAGCUACGAAGCCGGCGGAUGUGGACCGCGACCGCGAACGACCAGAAUUCGGCCAAGUGUCGAGCUCUUCGGACGUGGCGCUGGUGCAAGCGACCAGUUCGAGCAUUUCGCGGCCGCGCGCAUCGCAUCGACAACGGACGUCGAGCUCGACGGUUGAAUCGCGUACCGGGUCGACCUCUUCAGUCGUCGGCCAUCGGCUGUCGAACCGCAGCAGCCAGACCACCACGGUCAUCGACAGUUGGGCGGACCCGACAGUUGUGAACUACGGCUUUGGCGAGUCUUCGGGUUUGGAUGCAGACGGUGUGGUUUCCGAGGAGCCCGGUUCGUUGAACGAUGUGUUUGCUAAACCGAGUCAAGGCUCGACGGGCUUGACGUCGGAACGGCGCGAUGUGGCUGCCGGUGAUGCGGCUUGUGAUAUUGGAGCGCGCGUGGAUACGGUUCGGUAUACGUUGACGGACGAUGCGGACUCGGCUGCAGAUGCUGCUCCGAGCAUCGUUCGAAGCAAACGCGUGGUCAAAGCAAGGCAGAAUUCAGCUUCGUCCGUAGCGACGAAUGCGAGUCGACGUUCACUCGCGGGACUGCGGAGGAGCAGUCGGAAUUCAGUGGAUCAACCAGCGCCCCUGUCGCCGCGACUCGCGCUCCCCGAGGUGCAAGAGCAAGCAGGUGCGUAUGCCGGUAUAUCGGGAGCAACCGAGUACGAAUCCGAGGCACAAGACCAGAGCCGCUACACAACGCACCGACGUUCGCUCCCUACAAACCAGCCCAGAGACGCGUGCACCAGCGACGCUCGCAUCGCAGACGGCGCCUCUACUCGGGCGAUCGGUCGAUCUGCGAGUCGAGGACAACCGUCGACGGAUCGGGCCAACUUUUUCUAG